This is a messenger RNA of Trichechus manatus latirostris (Florida manatee), 794 nucleotides long. RefSeq names its product SCAN domain containing 1 (gene SCAND1). Lineage: Eukaryota; Metazoa; Chordata; Mammalia; Sirenia; Trichechidae. The record is from RefSeq and is a predicted model, not a curated record. The transcript has a single exon. Bases 246 to 791 code for a protein of 181 amino acids.
GCUCGAGCGACGACCUGAUCAUAGAGAAGCUUGAGGAAACUUCCGCUUCCGGCCACCCGAGGAGCCUCGCGGUUGCAGGUAGGCACCUCGCGCUCGCAGGCCGUCACCCGUCCGCCUCCCUUAAGGGUUGCGCAGGCUCUGCCCUUUAGUCGGAAACGUUUCCCUCCCCCCACCCUCCACACCAGCGCCGACGCAGUGUUGAGCCCAUAGCUGCCGGACAAAGAGUGACGUCCAGAGCCGGAGUCAUGGCGGCAACGGAGGAGAGCUUGGUGGCCACUGGGGCGUCUGGGAGCCCCGCAGCGCCGCCGGAGAAACGGGAUGGAGCCGGCCCGAGCUCGGACCUGGAACGUAGCUCCGCAGGUUCCUUUUCGAUUCCAGAGGCCUCACCGCCCGCCCCCAAAUCCUCCAGCCCCAACGCCGUCCCCAAGGCGAUCCCUACGCCUCCCGUGGCAGCUUCCGCAGCCCCGGAGCUGCCCCUCGGGCCCACGCCCCUGGGCUCUGCGCCCCUGGCCGACGCCGCUCCGCGCUCGCCCCCAAGCCCCGGAUACUCCAGACCCGGGCCCGAGACGUUCCGCCAGCGCUUCCGGCAGUUCCGAUACCAGGACGCGGCGGGCCCGCGGGAGGCGUUCCGACAGCUGCGGGAGCUUUCCCGCCAGUGGCUGCGGCCCGACAUCCGCACCAAGGAGCAGAUCGUGGAGAUGCUAGUGCAGGAGCAGCUGCACGCCAUCCUGCCCGAGGCAGCACGGGCCCGGCGGCGGGGCCGCCGCACCGAUGUGCGCAUCACGGGCUGAGUG